AUCUUAUGGUAGCACACGAGCACGUGCAGGUCAUCUCGUCGGUCAUCUCGUGCGCACAAUAGAUUGUGACAUUGGGAGUAGGCGUCAACUUCUAGCCGCUAUCAUGCAUCAGGUUCGUGAGCUUCUUGCUGCAGGGCAUACACGACAAAGCGUGCAUAGAGCAGUGUACUCCAUUCACAGCAGGAUGCCGUUCGCGCGCCUCGACCAGUUGAUCCGGCCAGACACCCAAAGUGAAGACUUGAUCAGAUUCCCUGCGAUUGCUUUUAUCCAUAGGAUUAUGUCGGAAAGUGGGUUGGCGCCGUACGUGUAGCUAUGUGUGAGUACGUGGUGGUGUUCUUCAAUGUUGUGGUAUCCUUGGUACGUUUCACAAAUUAUAUAUACAUGUGUGGGUUGUGCAUGCGUGGUGUCUGUCUGUUGUCAACCAGUCCAUAGUGAAGACUUCUCGGUGGCAGCCGCCCUGGUGGGAAUUCUGACGGCGACUGUUUCCUGACAGCCCGAGGCUCGCGGCACUGUCUGGGUUCCAGCUCUGCGCAUGACGUUUUUCACCGAUAAUAAUCGGCACCAACGGCGUGUACAUUGGUCUGUGUAUUGGGUUAUUGUCAUGUUCUUCCACUCGCUGUUCCUCCUCUUCCCCUCGUUCUUCCUUGUCUGCCUGUUCACUUUCUUCUGCUUGCCCACAUUGAUCUAUCUCUUCUUUGCAGUAUGCGCGGCACGUUGUGUAUUUGAGGGUGACAUUGGGCUCGUGAAUCAGAGGUGCAUCUCGGACUUCUUACUUGCAGGGAUUCUUUCUGAAUAGUCAUGUCCGCCGACGCGCUUGCCGGUCUGUCCAUGCUCGGCCGUCUGAUGGGCAACAACAGCCAGCAGCCCGCGCGCCUUGGUGGCCCGCCCACCGGCAUGCGCACGGGAAAGUGCUGGGAGGAGCAGCGCUUCGGUGUAUGCCAGAAAUCCAGUUGCCGCUUCAUCCACAAGAACUCCGUGUCCAGCUCAGGCCAGGCCGGUCAGGCUGUUCUGACAGGGCCGUCGCAAGCCAAGCCGGAUGCAACUGACGCGCGCGUGCACGACUUCCUCGGCUUAUCCUCUCGCACAGACCCGGCCACGAAACAGAACAUGGCUGAGUUGAAGAUUGUCGUGCAGCGCGAGGUCAUCGAGAAACUGUGCUCGACGGAGAACGGUUCCCUGCAGUACCGGUGCCUUCCUGUGGCGGGAGGGGUGCACGAGUCCGUGGAGUCCUUGCUGAAGCUGCUGGACCCCCAGUCCCUGCGCGGAGGCACGCCUGUGGGGCCAGAGGUCGUGAAGAACAAGGUGGCGGAUAUCGUCCGGCACUUGCAGAGCGAGGGGUGGGCGCCUCCACAGCAGGCCGUCGACCCGCAGUCCGCGUACAUGUCGUCGCUGCAGAGCACCAUGCAGGAGCUCACCAUGGCCGUGAAGAGUCUGAAGAAUGAGUCGCCGCUGGCGAUGCCGGUGCUUCCCUCGCCUGCCCGUGCAGCCUCUGGGCUGGGAGCCGGGUCCAAGCGCUCGGCAGGCGCCCGUGCCGGUGGCGACAUGGGCGUCUUCUUUCGCCAGGCGUCUCUCGCGGCGCUGGGGGAGGACACCGAGGCUCUGAACGUCUUCAGCGACUCGCCGGCGCGCAAGCAGAUGUGUGCCGGCCUGGCUGCGCAGGAGGGCGCGGGCGGAGUGGUCGCGAUCGAUGACAGCGAGGACGCCGACCUCCUGCCGCUGUCCCCCGCGAGGGCGCUCGUGGAGAAGUGCAGGGAGGCGGCGGUGGCACACCCGCCGGCCAAGACCAAAAACAUCCCGUAUGCGGACAACACCCCGCUGCCGGAGAUGCUCCGGCAGAUGGCCGGGCCAAUGCCCGCCGGGGCAGCCGGCGUCGACCCUGGUGACGUGGUGGUAUUCUUGGACACGCAGAGCCAGCCGGUCACGGAGAAGGCGCUGGAGGUGCUCCCGUACGUUGUCCGCACGCUGUCAGGCGCCCAAAGGCCGUGCACCCGCUUGUCCCAGCUCCUGCAGACGUACGGGGUAACCUACGCGAGCGAGCGGAAGCAGCACCUGGCAGUGAGCCUGCUCGCUGUCCUGUCCGCGAGGCGCCUGUUGUCCCUGCCAUGCACUCCAUGAUGGCUGUCAAAGAAUGCUGCCGCCAGGCCGCCGGACAUGCCUAUGUGAAGUGGCACCGAGCGAUAAUUAUCGUGCAAUCAUGAAGCUAUAUGUGACGACGUGAUUCGAUUCUGCAGUGAUUCACUUGGCGUUCCCAACUGAGCUGUCGUAGGGCAAGCCGCGAUGCCGGCGGGAAUGCUCAUUCUCAUCUUGCACGCUUUUUCAUACACACCGUUCUGUGCAUUGCGCUCUCAUCCUUUGUUUCCCCUCCUGCUCGCUCUCCCUCUCUCGUCUCUCGCUCUUGCCGCCGUCCACCAUCCCUUUCCUGUUCAUUCUAUGUGUCUGUCCCGGGCCAGCAUGCACGCCGUUCGCAGGAUUUCGGCUCGCAGGUGUCGUGAAGAGAGCCACUGAAAGAGAAGCGAACGCGAUGUUCCUCUC
Messenger RNA from Prorocentrum cordatum, 2532 nucleotides. NCBI's taxonomy places the organism in Eukaryota, Dinophyceae, Prorocentrales, Prorocentraceae. The record is from the annotation of a GenBank genome assembly.